GCCCGCGGCGGCUCGCUGUAAAGAUGGCGUCGCGCAGCGCCGACUUCCGGCGGGAGCCCCGCCCCUUCCGGGGCAGCCGCGCGCCGAGCUGUUGUGGGGGGCGCGCCUUGCGGACGGGACCACCGAGGGGGGUGCCCCUCCCUGCUGACCCUCAACCUCCGGCCUCACACCUCUGACCUCCGCCCUCUGCAUCCGCGACCUCCGAACUCCGACCUGCCCUCUCCUGAUGCUGACCGCCAUCUUACAUCGCUGACCGCCAUUUUAUGUCAAUGACCGCCAUCUUACAUCGCUGACCGCCAUCUUACGUCACUGACCGGCCCCCACCCCCCAAAGCCAGGGGAGCGUGGGGGGGAGGAGGCGGCCAUGCUGCCGGGGGUGCGGACGGCGGCGCUGGGGGCCGUCGAGGUGCCGGGGUCCCCCUACAGCGUGCGGGUGCUGCAGGAGGGCUACAGCGAGGCGCAGCCCGACGGCCGCCUGCGGGCCGACGGCUCCGUCACCCUGGUGCGGGGGCCGCUGACGGCGCUGGUGGACACGGGGGGGCCCUGGGAUCGCCGGCGGCUGCCGGCGCUGCUGGCGGCCCAGGGCCUGCGCCCGGCCGACGUCACCCACGUCCUCUGCACCCACGGCCACUCGGACCACGCCGGCAACAUCAACCUCUUCCCCGAGGCCACCUUGCUGGUGGGCUUCGACCUGAGCCGCGGCGCCGGGCUCUACCUGCCCCACGGCCUGGCCCGGGGGCAGCCCUACGUCCUGGAGCCCGGGCGCCUGGAGGUGCUGCCCACGCCGGGCCACACGGGCGCCCACGUCAGCGUGGCCGUGCACGGCACCGCCCUGGGCACCGUGGUGGUGGCCGGGGACCUCUUCGAGCGCGAGGGCGACGAGGACGCGUGGCGGGAGCUGAGCGAGGACCCGGCGCGCCAGGAGGCCAGCCGCCGGCGGGUGUUGGCCAUGGCCGACGUCAUCGUGCCGGGCCACGGGCCCCCCUUCCGCGUCUUCAGGGAGUGGGGGGCCGGCGAUGUCCCCCUGGGCGGGGGGACGCCGGGGGGUGAGCCCGAGGGGGACGAGGGACCUGGGGAACGGCCCCUAGGGACAUCCCUUGGGAAGGGACAGGACUAGGGACAGCCCUGAGGGACGGGGGAGACUUGGGGAGCCAAGAGUCCAGAAGAUGUCCCCAAGGAAGAGGUGGGAAUGCACUUAGGGAUGUCCCCGAGGGAUGGGAGAAGUUUGAGGACAUCCCAGAGGGACCCGGAAAUGUCCCCGAGGGACGGGAGAGAAGGAUUUCUGCCGCCCCCCCAGCAAAGG
Messenger RNA from Rhea pennata, 1302 nucleotides. It is a transcript of the gene MBLAC1, whose product is annotated as metallo-beta-lactamase domain containing 1. The transcript is spliced from 2 exons. Lineage: Eukaryota; Metazoa; Chordata; Aves; Rheiformes; Rheidae. The coding region runs from base 364 to 1116 and encodes 250 amino acids. The record is from RefSeq and is a predicted model, not a curated record.